AUGGCUGAACCUCAGGUUUUGAUUUUGGGGCAGUCCUUCAUCAGGUGUUUGCAUGAGUUGGUGCGUCUGCCUACAAACGCUUUACGGGAGGAUUUUGACAUCACCACCCCUAUGAACCUGCGCUGGCAUGGAGUAGGGGGACGAACUGUGGCCAAAGUCAUACGCUACGAUUUGGAGAUAGUCCGACAAUUUUCACCUGACAUUGUACUGAACGAUAUCAGUGAUCGUUCAAUCCGUUCUGCUCUAACUGUCGGUUCACAGUUAGAGGACCUAACAAAGCUAUUACAUGAACAAUUCGGCGUAACCGUGGUUUGCGUGUGCCAAACUAUACUAAGAGAGAACGCGCACUUAAACGUACGCAUUCGCACAUUGACGGAUUAUUUACGCGUUGUCCUACAGCCCCUUCCAUUUGCAUUUUACUGGAGACACAGGGGAUUUUGGAGGACAACACAGUCAUUCUUAUUGCACGAUGGAGUUCAUCUGAACCAACGUGGACCGUUUAAACUUUAUCGAAGUUUGAGGGGGGCUUUGAUCCAAUCACUUAAAGUGUUUAAUGAUGUACAAAGUUAGAGUCUUAGAUCUGUACUAUAGCUCAUUAUUUCCUCUUUAUUGGACAUUUUGCCAAGUUAAAUAUUCUUUUUGCGUUGGUACUUGGUAGUGUAAUUCGCCAUUGUACUCACAACGUAUUGUUUGUCCUUGAGCCUUGUUUGGCCGGUCACGGUUGAUUUUAUGCUUUGUCUCCAAAUGAGUGGGCCGCCUGUGUUGCGUGCCAUAGCACUCGGAGUCCCAAGCUAUUUGUACGUAUUUGAGGAUACGAGCGUACGAUCUAAUGACAAUUCUUAAUUUUAAUACCGCAUUUAUUUGACCUGUGGCAGUUAUUGCGAUACAACUACAGAUUACGACUUACACGAGAACAUUAAUACGUUUGGAUAAAUUAACACUCUCUAUUCUUUACAAGUACGCCUCCACGAAGUAAGCGUCUGAGACGCUCUGGCCCUUCUGCCUCUACAGUAAACAGCAUGGCAACCAGUACCGCUAGCACGUCGAGCAGCUUGUCAAAUAGUACCUCUAAUCAACAAGAUGGCACGAUGCAAGUACAUGUUACAGUGCUGUCCAGUGCCCUUUCUCUGGCUGUCCAAAAGGCCGUCCAGGACGCGCUACGACCACCACCGUCAGUAACAACGUCAACUAACGCAGCAUCAACGUCGACCGUGGUGUCCGCCCAUGUGCCUACUACAGCCUCGAUAGUCUAGGACUCUGUUGUGCAAGCGACGCAAGCUAUUACCGGGACUUCUGGAGGUAAUAUUGUAUCACCUAACAUGCAGAGUAUGCCAACCACACCCCUUUUUCAAGCGUCGCCAUCCCCCUUGGAAGUGCAGUUAGCGACAAAAUAAAAUCAAAAAUUUGGGCUAAUGAAUUUGUACACCUUGGAGCACUGCUCCAAACCGCGGUUCCACAAGAGCGUUUUGCUCUUGGGCUUUCGGCUACAGGCAAUGGCAAUAAGCCGCAGAUUACAUUAGAGCCAGCUAGCGCCCCACGUAAACUGAAUAGUAUUCAGCAGUGGGUCACGGUGUUCCACACGUUUAUGGCCAUUUAUUGCCAGAAGUUCGCAGGGGACACGGCCGCUUUGCUAAAAUAUUGUGAGACCGUUUGUGCCAUUGCAAACAAAAACGGAAACUGGGCUUACUAUGAUAAGCAAUUUAGAUAUUUGCGCCAGUCCGCCCCGGAUAGGUACCCUUGGGAGGAAGUCCAGUGGGAGUUAUGGCUCGAAGCCACUUCAGUUAACUUGCCUUUUCGUCCCCAGAGAGGUAACUUUUCCGCCGGGCGAGUCGGAAAAUCACGAAAAAUCCCUCUCGUUCAAGGAACAUGCUUUAACUUUGAUAACAGGAGGUUGUGUUCCAGAUGUUCCUUUACCCACAUCUGCUCCCGAUGUGGAGGUAAGCACGCAGCCAGAAAUUGCUCAGAGGGAGGGGAGCCACCAACCUCGAGCAUUAAGCCUAGUGGAACAACAGCGGUUAGCGCGUCUACUAGAGAGCAAUCCAGUCACCCCCGUAAGAAUUGAUCGUCUCACUUCAGUUCUGCGUGAUUACGACCCCUUAUUAAACAAUUUUUUGAUACAAGGCUUCUCAUAUGGGUUUCAUAUUCAUUACUCUAAUUUAAGAUCAAGCUUCGAAUCUCUAUAUUUGCUUAGUGCCAACGAUCAACCAAACAUCGUAACGGAUAAAUUACACAAGGAAAUCGAAGCCGGUAGGGUUGCAGGCCCAUUAAGCGCCCCGCCGUUCGAUAAUUUUGUCGUGUCACCAUUAGGAAUCGUCCCUAAGAAAGCACCCAAUGAGUUUCGACUUAUACAACAUUUGUCAUAUCUGCAUGAGAAUUCGGUUAAUUCAGGAAUUCCGGUAGACUUUUCUUCGGUACGCUAUGCGUCCAUUCAAGAUGCAAUAGUGUUUGUAAAACGUUUAGGAGUUGGCUGUUAUCUCGCUAAAACUGAUAUCAAAUCUGCCUUUAGAAUUAUUCCAACGAUAUCAGUGAUCGUUCAAUCCGUUCUGCUCUAACUGUCGGUUCACAGUUAGAGGACCUAACAAAGCUAUUACAUGAACAAUUCGGCGUAACCGUGGUUUGCGUGUGCCAAACUAUACUAAGAGAGAACGCGCACUUAAACGUACGCAUUCGCACAUUGACGGAUUAUUUACGCGUUGUCCUACAGCCCCUUCCAUUUGCAUUUUACUGGAGACACAGGGGAUUUUGGAGGACAACACAGUCAUUCUUAUUGCACGAUGGAGUUCAUCUGAACCAACGUGGACCGUUUAAACUUUAUCGAAGUUUGAGGGGGGCUUUGAUCCAAUCACUUAAAGUGUUUAAUGAUGUACAAAGUUAGAGUCUUAGAUCUGUACUAUAGCUCAUUAUUUCCUCUUUAUUGGACAUUUUGCCAAGUUAAAUAUUCUUUUUGCGUUGGUACUUGGUAGUGUAAUUCGCCAUUGUACUCACAACGUAUUGUUUGUCCUUGAGCCUUGUUUGGCCGGUCACGGUUGAUUUUAUGCUUUGUCUCCAAAUGAGUGGGCCGCCUGUGUUGCGUGCCAUAGCACUCGGAGUCCCAAGCUAUUUGUACGUAUUUGAGGAUACGAGCGUACGAUCUAAUGACAAUUCUUAAUUUUAAUACCGCAUUUAUUUGACCUGUGGCAGUUAUUGCGAUACAACUACAGAUUACGACUUACACGAGAACAUUAAUACGUUUGGAUAAAUUAACACUCUCUAUUCUUUACAAGUACGCCUCCACGAAGUAAGCGUCUGAGACGCUCUGGCCCUUCUGCCUCUACAGUAAACAGCAUGGCAACCAGUACCGCUAGCACGUCGAGCAGCUUGUCAAAUAGUACCUCUAAUCAACAAGAUGGCACGAUGCAAGUACAUGUUACAGUGCUGUCCAGUGCCCUUUCUCUGGCUGUCCAAAAGGCCGUCCAGGACGCGCUACGACCACCACCGUCAGUAACAACGUCAACUAACGCAGCAUCAACGUCGACCGUGGUGUCCGCCCAUGUGCCUACUACAGCCUCGAUAGUCUAG
Porites evermanni is the source of this 3558-nucleotide messenger RNA. The record is from the annotation of a GenBank genome assembly. Lineage: Eukaryota; Metazoa; Cnidaria; Anthozoa; Scleractinia; Poritidae.